Molecule: messenger RNA, 1686 nt
Organism: Protopolystoma xenopodis
Lineage: Eukaryota; Metazoa; Platyhelminthes; Monogenea; Polystomatidea; Polystomatidae
Source: the annotation of a GenBank genome assembly
AUGGCAAGCAGCAGCUAUGCUUUACUUAAUCCGUCCACCACUAGCCUUCCGUGGGCCUUACCCUUGGAUCCCACUUGCUUCGCUCUCUUCACCCAGAUGCCUCUUGAAGGAGUCACCGGCUUUUCCGUUCCUGAACCCAGCUUACCAGGAGCUGGUCCCGCUAUUGGACUGAGUAAAUCUGAUGAGCCGACCUCGGAGGCUCUUCGCUCUGUUUGGCAAUCAACCUGGGAUGCCCUACUAUCUAAUACGGCACAAACUGGACUCGCAUCAAAUAUUUCAUUGCCUGGGUGUCGUUCAACUAGUUCUAACACCGUAAGCUCAUCCUCCUGGAAAAUGUCACGGGGAUUCCGCGACCUGCAUCAGUCUUUGUUGCCAGUAACAACUCUUUCAGUUCGGCAGACGACUUGCAGUUCUGGUUUUGCGCUCCCUAUGCCUUCAGGAGGACCUAAUUCAACAGUAUCACCUACUCUGGGCCCCGAUUCUGGAGUACCUGUAACCGAGACAGAUUCUCUCCAGCUACACCAACAUAGUUCUCAUCCUCAUCAACAGCACCUCAAUCUUCAGCAUCAACUGAUAAUGAUGCCGGCUUGUGUCAGUCUGUCUGCCCUUACUUGCCUUGACGCUUUUCUGCGGCCACCGUUACUCGAACCAUUAGUGGCCACUCUGGCCGAGACAUUAGAACAUGCCCCGAGUUGGCUUGUCCGCACUCAGGCUGCACAGGCGCUUCUAGCUGUCGCCUCCCGGCUCCUGGCAGAUGAAGCAGAUUCGCAAGUAGCCAGACAACAACGUCGGCAACAGCGACGACGGCAGCAGCAACAACACGAAGAAAAAGAGCAAAUACGUCAGAAGCGUCGACAGCAACGCAAAAAGGAACUAGAUCAUACAUUUGAUAAAUUAUCUACUGAGCAGUCUGAGCUUGGCUCGACUGUACGUAGGCGAAUUCGUCGCUCAGCUGGAACUGAACCAACAACUGUCAGCGAAGGAGCUUAUUUAUAUGCAUCUUGCGGUGCCACAGAAAAGACUUUAGGCCCAUUGGAAUCGAAUGAUCCUUUAUCUGCAGCAGAAAGAAGCACACGCACUUGCCAAUCUGAGAUAAAAGUAGGGGACUAUAGCCGACACGAGAAUGACAUUGACCAGGAUAAGCAUUUAGUGGAUGAGAAUGACUAUGAAGAAGAAGAAGAUCAAGAGCGAGACGAUGAAGUGGGAGAAGAAGGACACGAAGGUGACGAUAAUCCUGAUGAGGGGCCUCAUGAACUUAAUGACGGGUCUGAGGGUGUAAGCCAUUUGAUAUACGAUGGCGCUGAACCAAAUCUGACCACUCAAGAAUCUGUAGAGGAAGAAGGAGUGGGUGAAUAUGAGGAAGACGAAGAGGAUGGGGUAGAAGACGAUAAUUGCGAGGAUGAGGAGGAGGACGAAGAAUAUUCUGAUGAAGACACUUCUGAUAGACUGGAUGAUGAGGAACAAAGAGAUAUGGACCUUCAAAUGGAUGCAGAUGAAGUGCUGAACUUGAUUGCCUGGAGGUACCUUGUACGACUUACUACGGAGGCGAUUUGGCAGAGCAAACCAUGGGCCUCUAAAGUAUAUUUGCUGCGAUCUGUGCGUCUUUUAAUUGGUUUUGCUUUGGAGCAUGAUUUAUUUUCUGAAAAGGAAAACGAAGAAAUAAUCGAUUCAGUUAGUCAUUCUUAA